Messenger RNA from Lolium rigidum, 3092 nucleotides. Its product is annotated as RNA-binding protein 28. Lineage: Eukaryota; Viridiplantae; Streptophyta; Magnoliopsida; Poales; Poaceae. Bases 1 to 2940 code for a protein of 979 amino acids. The record is from RefSeq and is a predicted model, not a curated record. Gene Ontology annotation, molecular function: RNA binding. The transcript is spliced from 19 exons.
AUGGGCAAGGGGAAGCAGCGCGUCCGCGUCCGCCCCGGCGCCGGGGCCGGUGCCGGCGGAGGAGAAGCCGCCGCGGAAGGCGAUGCUGCCCCUGCCGGCGGUGGCGGUGCUGCCGGAGGGCACAGCCCCUCCACCGUCUUCGUCUCCAACCUGCCCUACACCUACAAGUCCGCCGAUCUCGAGACGGUGUUUAGCGAGGUGGGGCCGGUGAGGCGCUGCUUCAUGGUCGCGUCCAAAGGAUCCGAGACGAGCAGAGGAUUUGGGUUCGUGCAAUUUGCCACUGUUCAAGAUGCUGAGCGAGCUAUCAAGGAAAAGAGCGGAUUUGCUGUCGCUGGUAGGAAAAUCAGAGUUAAGCUCGCAAUUCAGCGUGCUCCAUUGAAGGAACGUUUGCAUAAGAGAGAGACGGUGCAAGCUGAGGACUCGAAUGCGAAAGAUGAAGAAGAAGAUGAUAAUUCUACCCCUGCAGAACAUAAGGAAACAUCUCAUAAAACAGACACAGGACCACCACAGUUAUUGGCCAAGGAUACCAAAGUAGCAAAGGAAGAUACCAAAGUAGCAAAGGAAGUUAGCAUUAAGCCUACUGAUAAAGUGAAAAGUUCUGAAAAGCAAAGGAUCGCAAAAACUGUCAUAUUUGGUGGUCUUCAAGACUUCUCUACGGCUAGUGAAGUUUUCCGUCUUGCUGGAGAGAUUGGCACGGUAGUAUCUGUAAAUUAUCCACUUCCAAAAGAGGAAAUGGAGCUCCAUGGGCUUGCACGAGAUGGAUGCACAUCGGAUGCAGCAGCAGUACUCUUUGCAAGUGUCAAAUCAGCUUGGGAUUCUGUUGUUCUCUUGCAUCGUAAGGAGGUCAAAGGAGCAACUGUUUGGGCUCGUCAACUUGGCGGGGAGGGUUCGAAGAUCAGGAAAUGGAGAGUGAUAGUCAGGAAUCUGCCAUUCAAGAUUACUAUAAAGGAGAUCAUGGACGUGUUCAGUUCUGAAGGAUUUGUCUGGGAUGUCUCCAUUCCACAAAAGUCUGAUGAUGGGAAAUCAAAAGGCUUUGCUUUUGUUUCUUUCACACGUAAACUGGAUGCAGAAAAUGCUAUAAAAAAUGUGAAUGGGAAAGUUAUUGCAAAGAGAACUGUAGCUGUUGAUUGGGCUGUUCCAAAGAAUGUAUAUGCUGUUGCUGCAAAGUCUGAUGUUAAGGAUGAUGAGUUGGCAGAUGUAUCUGACAAGGGCAGCGAUGAGGAAACCUCUGAUGAUGAUCUUGUUGGGGGAGAUGACAGUGAUGAUGGUGAUGAUCAGGAGACUUCCAAUCCUCUUCGUGAGGAUGAUUUCAAAAGGGAGGCAGACAUUUCUAGAAAAGUGCUUGAAAAUUUAAUCAAGUCAACGGAGAAGGCUGAACCAUCUGCUGUCGAGGUUUCUGAUAUUGAUACAGAUUCUGAAGCAGAAAGUGACACAUCAGAAAAGAUGAGACCCCACUCACUUGCAGCUGUCAAGUUGGCAGAAUCUAAGCAUGUAACAGAGGCAGAAAGUACUAUUCCUUCUUCGAAACCUCAAACUGUCAUGUUGGUAGAAUCUGAACAUGUAUCAGAGGCAGAAGACACUGUUCCUGCUUCGAAACCCAAGAAAGAAGAUUCUGGCCUGGAUAGGACAAUAUUCAUAAGCAACCUUCCUUUUGGUAUUAAUAAUGAGGAGGUAACACAGCGGUUCUCAGUAUUUGGGAAGGUCCAAUCUUUUGUCCCUGUUCUGCAUAAACUCACAAAGAGACCUAUAGGAACUGGGUUUCUUAAGUUUUCUACAGCAGAGGCGGCUGAUGCAGCAGUUUCUGCUGCUAAUGCUGCUCCUGGGUUAGGAAUUUUUAUAAAAAGUAGGGCACUUAAUGUUAAGAAAGCGCUAGACAAGGAGUCUGCUCACAAAAAGGAGCUGGAGAAGGGAAAGAAUGAGAUCGAGGAUCGGCGUAAUCUGUACUUGUCCAAGGAAGGUGAAAUACUCCCUGGAACGCCAGCUGCGGAAGGUGUAUCAGAUGUUGACAUGAAUAAACGUAAUUGGUUAGCUAAAAGGAAAGCGGAAAUGCUUGUAUCUCCAAAAUUUCACGUCUCCAGAACAAGGCUUAUCAUUUACAAUUUGCCAAAGACUAUGACCAUUAAUGAUGUCAAGAAGCUUUGCCGAGAAGCUGUAAUUUCUCGUGCUACCAAGCAAAAUCCUGUCAUCCGGAAGGUAAAUAUACUGAACAACGAAAAGAAAGGAAAGGGGGCUGCACAGAAGCAUUCCCGUGGUGUAGCCUUUGUUGACUUUCAAGAACAUGAGCAUGCCCUUGUAGCUCUAAGGGUUCUAAACAACAAUCCUGGAACUUUUGGUACAGAACGUCGUCCCAUUGUGGAGUUUGCCCUUGAGGAUGUUGAGAAAAUGAGGCUCCAGAGGAUCCGAAACGAACGCAAUGAGAGGGCGAAAGAGGCUGCACAAGAUCGGCGGAGGACUCUGGGAGAUCAGUCCGCAACUGAUGGCCCUCCUCCAAAUAAGAAAAGGCCUUUUGGAAAAGGGAGGAAGCAGGAAUCGCAUGAUGUACCAUCUAAAUCACCCGAGUCUGGCAGUUCGCCGCCAGAUGUCAAGUAUUCUGCAGAUCCGGAAUCUGCGGGGAGUACACAGGGAGACAAAAGGCAGCCUCAAAGGCCCGCAAAACGAGCAAGGCACUCAAAGAAGAGCGCCGUUGUGUCAGAGGGAAAUCAAGCAGAUGCAGCCCCGAAUGCUGUGGCGACUAAGAAACCUUCCGCAGCGCAUGAGCAGGCAGAUGCGCGGAGAAAAAGAAGAAACACAAACGAUGGCCAGGUGGAGCAGAAGAGAGGGAAGGCUGCAAAGAGGGCGAAGAAAGAGCCAGGCGUCCAGGGAGGUGUGGAUAAAUCUCUGGCGGAGCAGUACCGCUCCAAGUUCUUGCAACACGGUGUGAACAAAGCCAAGGAGAGUUAAGCCGGAUUUGAUCGCCAUGACAGGGACCAGCUUCUCCGAAGCGUAUGAUUUUGCUUGUAGUGAGAUGUUUUGAUUCCCCCUCCCUCUUCUCUUUGUACAAUAGCGACAAACCUUUAUCAAGCUUUUCACUUACCAAAGUUCUCUAUUUCUAA